AUGGGGCUCGACUACUUGAUGGUUCAUGUCAAAUACAAUCUUCCACCGGCAUUGUUGUUGACAAUUCUCUAUAAACCUUUCUUCACCCGCUUGGAGGUUCACAAAAUUGUGUUACUAUGUACAAUUGCUGUUGUUUGGACAAUUCCAUGGGACUCGUACUUGAUUCGGACUCGAAUCUGGUCGUAUCCUGCGGACUCAGUUCUCGGCCAGACGCUUUUCCAAAUCCCUCUGGAGGAGGUCUUCUUUUUUAUUAUUCAGACUUACAAUACCAGCCUUCUAUAUAUCAUUUUUAACAAACGAUUGGUCCUUCCGUCCUAUCUAUCUGGACCGACUAAGCCCUUGGCCCAGGGUUUAUUUGGUCCUAUAACUCAUAGGACACAGAGAGACUUGGGUACCUUGUUCUUCACUGGGAUCUUGAUUCUGGGAAUUUCAUUUAUCUACAUUGGAGGUGAAUACAUGUAUCUCGGGUUGAUUCUCUCUUGGGUUUCCCCAAUUCUGGUCAUGCAAUGGGUCCUUAUGUAUCGCUUUCUACUUGCACUCCCUCCCGCCAGUGUUUGGGUCCCAAUAGCUCUACCAACUCUCUACCUUUGGGUAGUUGACACCCUCGCGCUGAGAAGAGGAACAUGGGUAAUAGAAAGUGGGACGAAAGUUGAUAUCCAGCUCUGGGAAGGGCUUGAGAUAGAGGAAGCAUUGUUUUUUCUGGUAACGAACGUCAUGGUUGUUUUCGGAAUUGCAGCUAUGCACAAUGCAGCCGCACUGUUCGAAUACAAAGCAUUCAUAUCUACUACUGCUAUGGGUGAUACGCCCUCUAUCUAUCAGCUCAUUACUCUUUUCCUCACAAGCAGCCGCCUUUAUGACACGAAUGUUCUCCAGGAGAUGUCACAAGCUGUCACUCUUCUAAAGCAAAAAAGCCAGAGCAUGUAUUUGGGAAGUGCAAUGUUUGAAGGACAGCUCCGACUAGACCUAAUCGCGUUAUACUCUUUCUGCCGCAAAGCUGAUGACCUAAUUGAUGAUGCACCUGAUCGGGAGACAGCGAAAUACUGGAUUGAGCAGUGUGAAAAGGCAUUGGAAUUGAGGUUUAAGCUGAAAGAAACUGCAUUGGACGAUACGGAAGCCUACCAACUGCUGACGAAAUCAAUACCACAACCGCUACAUGCUGCAGCCCAUCUGCUACCUGCAUCUCGGCUCCCGAAGGAGCCACUUUCUUGCCUGCUUCAAGGCUUUGAAAUCGAUCUAAAGUUUGAUUUCGAGAAAGGUAGCUUUCCUAUUGCUACAGAACAUGAUCUUGAAGUGUAUGCAUACCAUGUUGCCGGUACAGUUGCCAGUCUCCUUCUGGAGCUAGUGUUCCGUCAUCAUCCAGUGUCCAUCAGCGAAGCUGAGCGGUUGCGAGUGAUAUCCGCUGGCGAGGUCAUGGGCAGGGCAUUGCAGUACACUAAUAUCGCCCGGGAUAUUACUCGCGAUGCUGAGAUUGGCCGCGUUUAUAUUCCGAGCUCAUGGCUAGCGGAAGAAGGCCUUACUCCCUCUAUGGUGAUCAGCCACCCUAGAAAUUCUAAACUGAUACCUUUGAGGAGAAGAAUACUUGAAAAGGCCGAUAAAUGCUACUGUGAGACGCAGGAAGCCAUUAGCAAACUCCCAUCAAAUGUUCAAGGCCCCGUGCGAGCGACAGUCACAGCUUAUAUGGAGAUUGGUCAGGUCAUUCGAGAAAAUGAAACGAAGAUCUGGAAUGGUAAACUAAAGGUCUCGCGCUGGAGGCGGUUUAAAAGAGCUUGGCUGGCCAUGUUAUGA
This is a messenger RNA of Nannizzia gypsea CBS 118893, 1785 nucleotides long. Its product is annotated as phytoene synthase. NCBI's taxonomy places the organism in Eukaryota, Fungi, Ascomycota, Eurotiomycetes, Onygenales, Arthrodermataceae. The record is from RefSeq and is a predicted model, not a curated record. Gene Ontology annotation, biological process: biosynthetic process. The coding region runs from base 1 to 1785 and encodes 594 amino acids. Gene Ontology annotation, molecular function: geranylgeranyl diphosphate synthase activity; intramolecular lyase activity. The transcript is spliced from 6 exons.